This is a messenger RNA of Brassica napus (rape), 776 nucleotides long. Its product is annotated as B3 domain-containing protein REM9-like. The coding region runs from base 1 to 750 and encodes 249 amino acids. The record is from RefSeq and is a predicted model, not a curated record. The transcript is spliced from 3 exons. Gene Ontology annotation, molecular function: DNA binding. Lineage: Eukaryota; Viridiplantae; Streptophyta; Magnoliopsida; Brassicales; Brassicaceae.
AUGGAAAUUCCCCGAGAACCUCAUUUCUUCAAGCUUCUUCUUCCUGGUUUUCAAAGUGGCGUGGCAAUACCACUUGACUUCUACACAAAACACAUACAAGGGGCUGAGAUCAAUAAACCAUGGAAGCUAAGAUCGGACGCUUCGGAUCAAAUUUGGGAGGUGAUCCGAGAAGGCAGGACACUCACCAAAGGUUGGAAAGAGUUCACCGAAGCACAUGAUCUUCGAAUCGGUGACAUUGUCAUCUUCAAACACGAAGGAGACAUGGUCUUUCAUGUGACUCCUUUUGGUCCUAGCUGUUGUGAGAUUCAGUAUACACAUCCUCACAUUGUUAAGGAAGACGCCGACGGGGAUGAUGCUCCUACUUUCUCAUACGACUACUGCUUCUUGGCUGAGGUUACUGCUACAAAUCAAAAGGACGACAAAAUGUUUCUUCCUGUGGAAGCUAUGAGGUGUGGUGCUUUGAACCAACAAUGCAAAGAGGUCAAACUUGUCAACAAGGAGGGAAAGUCAUGGACUGCGCGCUUCGGAUUUAGCGAAUCAGACGGCGCAUAUUACAUCAGCAGAGGGUGGAGAAAGUUCUGUCGUGAUAACAGAUGCACCAACGGAGAUUUGUUUGUGUUCAACGUGGUUGGAGACGGGACGACAACUCCAUUACUGUGUGUAUGUCCGGAAAGGAAGGAGUGUACUGAACUACUGAUCAAGCACUUCAGCAGAAUCGAUGGUAGCAUUGCUUCUACCUCACGAAAUUAGAUGGCGCUUUUGCGGUCUUUCCUCUC